Zychaea mexicana is the source of this 1001-nucleotide messenger RNA. RefSeq lists its product as uncharacterized. NCBI's taxonomy places the organism in Eukaryota, Fungi, Mucoromycota, Mucoromycetes, Mucorales, Lichtheimiaceae. The record is from RefSeq and is a predicted model, not a curated record. Bases 310 to 963 code for a protein of 217 amino acids. The transcript has 3 exons.
CAAACGCGUAUGCUCUCAAGCCAUUGACGCUUUUCCAACGACGACACCCCAAAGUCGUCCCUGAGAGCACGGGUCAAGUCUUGUGUUUCAUUCACAAACACAAGCGCCCAAGGCCGAGUUGUAUAUACCGCGUCAGGACCGAUGGAUUCAAAUACUUGGUUUGAAUGCGCAGUUUUCUGUUGCAGUUGCAUUACCACAAAAUCGAGUACGAUCCUUUUUUCAUAAAAAGUAGUAGACUUAGCUGAACGAAAGAAAAAAAAAGCAGAGGGCUUGAGGUUUUACCUUGCAUUUUCAACUUGAUCGUCACCCAUGCGCAAAAAACAGCGUGUUCCAACGUUUGCCAUAACUAUCCCGUUGCAAAAGAGAGGAGUCGCCGCGUACAUCAGCGCUACCAUUACACAAUCCCAAGGAGCAUCGACAGAUGCAAUCCCCAAAGACGAACGAGAACGAUUGUGCAACGAAACGAAAGCGGCCUGUGCAGACGCGUGUCACCAUGCAUCUGCAAGUUGCGACACACAAACACUCGUAUGGGGCUGUCAUUGUCCGCCGAACAACAACAACAAGACGACGGCCGAGAAGAAAAUGAUCGGCACCAAGCCCAUAGGCACGUUUCCGAUCCCGCGCAAAAUGUGUCGCAUCGAUCUUGCCUUGUGCCAGAGCAGCUGUCAACACAUGGGUGAGCACGGCAACCAAGCCAAGAUUUGCCGUAUGCAGUGCGCCGGGUCGUUUCCUUGCGACUCCUCGACGCAUGCGCCUGCUUACAACGGGACGACUGCCUUGACGAGCUCAUCAUCACGACGACACGCUCAUGACGAUCGAGCCAAGGACCCCCAACAGCAGCAGCAGCAGCAGCAGCAUGUAUCGUCUUUGGGUACUGCUGCAGCAGCAGCCACGCGUACUGCCCAAGGCCUGGUGAUAGCAAUCGCGCUUGGGUGUUGUUGUUGUUGUAUGCUCCUCUUGUAAGCCGUGUGUCUCUACCGUGGCAAAAGGAAAAAAAUAAU